AUGAAGCCACACGAGGGAGAGCUCGUCAGAGAGAUUUCUAAGCUCCAGAGUAUGGUCUCUGAGCUGAAGGCUGGCUUCUCUAGGGCCCUGCUGGAGCUCAACCAGAUCCAACAGGGGGACUGUCACCUGCAGGCUGAACUAGAGGACACCAGGAGAGGGUGUAACAAACGGGCGCUCCAUCUAGAGGCUCUGGUGCAGUCCCUCAGGGAGGAACUGGGUGAGAUUCGGUGUCAGAUUCAGCAGCUGUUCGGUGGCCGUCUCCAGGCUGAGCAGGACGGGAAGUCAUCACAGCAGCAGCCGGGCGAGACCAGAGCGAUAGGGAACGCAUCAGCACAGAGAGACAAAGGAGCAGAUACACUGCAGGGCUGCUCUCUGGAGGGCACGAGACAGCGUCUGGCAAUGAUGCUGCUUCACUCGGAGUGGGAGUAUGUAUCCAGCCUGGGGCAGCUCUAUGACAAGUACAAAACUCCACCCGCGCCACCCAACAACCCAGAGCCCCAUAAGACUUUUUUGAAAUACGUGGAGCAAAUGCUGCAGCGCCACCUGGUGUUCAGGAAUGGGCUGGAGGACCAUUUGUGCGCUGACCAGUGGAGGUGUCACAUAGGGGACACUUUUGUCAAGCUGACAGGACAAAACGACUCAGGUUUUUCUGAUGCAUAUCUUGGAUACAUGACAAGCCUAGCAACCAUACUCUCCGCAGAGUUCAGUCAGGCUCAACAGGGUGAUAAAUCACAGGUAAGAGAGGAGAGGGACAGCUUGAGGCUUGUCUCACUGCUGUUAGCACCUGUAUCACGAAUCCAUAGCUACUUGAGCAUAAUCCAGAAUCUGUUGGACUGGACGAGCAGUGGGCAUCCAGACAGGGAUUCACUGCAGGAGAGUCAGAGGGUCCUGAGGAGCCUUUGUGACAACUGUCACACUGCCCUAGAGAAGGAUGGCCACUGGGGAGAGGAGGCAGUGCCAAACCAUGGUGGCAGAUGUAUGACCGAGAGCCCGGACUGCGUCCCCUCUGCCUUCACCAAGUAUUGUGCCAAUCCGAGAAUGCCUCAGGACACGGCCGUUAACGGCCACCCGAGAAGGGACUGCCAUCUUCCUACACCACAACCCGUUCCAGCAAUGCCACCCUCUGGUCGAAUCUUAAGGAAUGAUCCUCAGACCGGCAGUCUGCCUCAUCGUGUCAGCGCGGGUCACCCAGUGCCAGUGGGCUGUUGGCCUCCGCCAGGCUGUGACUGGGAAGGCAAAGCCGACCAGUGCCGGCCCAUCCCGCUCCGCGUGCCAGCCAGUCUCCAGAGUACAGAGUUAAGCCUGUUCCUCAACCCGCUCGUCCCCGGCGGAGCGGGCGGAGUGGGUGGCCUGGCUAACUCAGGAGGGGGCUCUUCUGCUCAGGCUUUGGGGAGAUGCUUGGCCCUGGACGGCCGCGUGUCCGGACGCGUUUACCAUUUGAAUAGGCGCCUGGAGGACUGCGACACAGACUGUGACCCCGAGGACCUAGGCGACGCCUCGGUCUUUGAUUACUCCUCCGUGACCUCCUGCAGUCCUGACGAUAUUCUGGAGAUGAGGGGUCAGGGAGGGGGGGGCACAGAGAGUCGGGAAGAGGAAGAGGAGGAGGGAGAGGAAGACAGCGAGAUUCCAGUUCUCCUGAGGCCCUCAUACACACACUCUGCUCUGCAGCCAGGAGGUGGCGCUCACAGGGAAGGGUCCGUGUGUAUGAGGUGGCAGAUUCCACGGACUGCAUCGUUCUUCCCUACCCAGAACCCCCCUGAUCUAUGUGUGGGGCCACAAGGGUCAGGGACACAGGGUUCUGGGAGCAAGAGGCUACACAGCGCCCUAAAAAACAGAGAGCGCCUCCCCACAAGUGCCUUCCGUCCCAUUUGGGAUGCACCUUGCAAACAGGGGGACGUAACCCCAGCAAAGGAAAACGGUGUCACUCCUAGACCACUGAAACGUCAAGAAAGAUCAAUUCUUAAGCCUCAACCACAGAAUAAGGAGAGCUCUAGCUCUGGGCUGGAGGCCUCAGUAUAUGGAGCAGAAUGCAGGGGGAGCCCUGUGGGAGCUCAGAGGACUGAGACUAUGUGGAAUGAAAGUGAGGACAGUGAGGGACCGUGCAGCACUGUCUGA
Chanos chanos (milkfish) is the source of this 2115-nucleotide messenger RNA. RefSeq lists its product as uncharacterized. Gene Ontology annotation, molecular function: guanyl-nucleotide exchange factor activity. The coding region runs from base 1 to 2115 and encodes 704 amino acids. NCBI's taxonomy places the organism in Eukaryota, Metazoa, Chordata, Actinopteri, Gonorynchiformes, Chanidae. The record is from RefSeq and is a predicted model, not a curated record. The transcript is spliced from 13 exons.